Molecule: messenger RNA, 1442 nt
Organism: Drosophila bipectinata
Lineage: Eukaryota; Metazoa; Arthropoda; Insecta; Diptera; Drosophilidae
Gene: CAH7
Product: Carbonic anhydrase 7
Biological process (GO): one-carbon metabolic process
Cellular component (GO): plasma membrane
Molecular function (GO): zinc ion binding; carbonate dehydratase activity
Source: RefSeq, a predicted model, not a curated record
GUGCACAUUGCCCGAUGCUCGCACCGCUUUUCAGUAAUAAUCAUUCUGUGCCUGACCGUUGCGGGUUCCGUUCUUGGCCCACCACCCGACGUGGUUCCAUUAUAAAAGACGCGUGCCAUUCUCCAGGCCGAUGGAGUUGGAUUCGAGACUGCAAAGGUUCAGUGUCCUGCCUGGCAAACUCUAAAAAAAAAGUCAAAUACAUAUAAGUCAAAUCAAGUCAAAUAAUUUAUGACAGUUCAGUGAAAAUUCAAGUGAAAGUGAGACCGUUUUUGCAAAUUUGUACCCAAAAAGUGAUCGUUAAAUUGUUUGUUUAAAAUGCAUUUUAUUACAUCCUUCGUGCUAGCUUUCUGCUCCCUGGCACUCAGCCGGGCAGAUGAUUGGGGCUACCCGGACUGGGACAGCGACACUGUGUCUUUUCCCAAGUGGGGCGAACUUUGUGAUAAUGGACAAAGGCAAAGUCCUAUUAAUAUAGAUUCUAAAAAGACCCUCAAAGGGUUCUUUGAUCCCUUGGUUUUUGAGAAUUUCGACGACCUUCAGAACGAACUGCAAAUGGUUAACAACGGUCACACCGUUCAAUUAACGGGAUUUGAUGAUGAUCUUGUAUUGAGAGGAGGUGGCUUGUUGAACGAUUACGUCGUGGAGCAGAUCCACUUCCACUGGUGGUCGGAGCACACUAUCAACAACAUCCGCUACCCCUUAGAGAUGCACAUCGUCCACAGGAACACCAUUUACCCCAAUACUUCCAUGGCAACACAGUUCAAGGACGGCAUUGUAGUGAUCGGAGUCCUUUUCCACGCUUCCCCCAUCCGAAACGGAGCCAUCGAUAAAAUUGUCGGAAACUUGGAUAGCAUAACAAGUGCCUCAAAUAUAAAUAAGUUUGUAUCUGUUGGGAAUGUUAUGGCUUUUGAAGAGUUGAUGCCCAGUGCGGAUAACUAUUUCACCUAUGCCGGUUCUCUGACCACGCCCAACUGCGCCGAGGCCGUCACGUGGAUUUUGAUGGCCGAAACCGUUCCAGUGACCUUUGACCAGGUGAACAUGUUCAGGCAAAUUGAACACCAUAAUGGAAAAACAUUGCCCAACAAUUACCGCGCGCUCCAAGAGCUAAAUGACCGAGCUGUGGUGUUCGUGGAGGGAGACAUAUCAGGAGCAGCAAGACUCACAGGAUCUCUGGCAUUGACCCUAAUCGUCCUCUUAGCCAGCCAGAAGUUCCUCCUGUAGAGUCUGUAAAUCUGUAAUUAAGAAAAAAUUCAAAAAGAGAGCAGCCAAUGACAUACUCAAACCAAAGAAGUCGUUACGAUACAUCGAAUUUGUUUGUAAAUGUAAAGAACCGGGAAAACAGGACAAUUUAUACUCAUUAAUUGAUAAGAAAACUAGUCAGUUGAUAUAAUUUUCAAUAAUAAGCUUCAAUUUCACCAAUAAAAAAUAAAAGAUUUAAUAAACAA